Molecule: messenger RNA, 441 nt
Organism: Staurois parvus
Lineage: Eukaryota; Metazoa; Chordata; Amphibia; Anura; Ranidae
Source: the annotation of a GenBank genome assembly
AUGCCGGCCAAGGGUCCUCUGCAGUCCGUCCAGGUUUUCGGGCGUAAGAAAACUGCAACUGCUGUUGCCCACUGCAAAAGAGGCAAUGGGCUCAUCAAAGUUAAUGGGAGACCAUUGGAGAUGAUUGAACCUGGGACACUGCAGUACAAGCUGCUGGAGCCUGUUCUUCUUUUGGGAAAGGAGCGAUUUGCUGGUGUUGACAUCAGAGUGCGUGUGAAAGGUGGUGGACAUGUCGCCCAAGUUUAUGCAAUUCGCCAGGCUAUUUCUAAAUCAUUGGUGGCUUAUUAUCAAAAAUAUGUUGAUGAAGCCUCCAAGAAGGAAAUUAAAGAUAUUCUUAUCCAGUAUGACAGGACCCUUCUAGUUGCAGAUCCUCGUCGUUGCGAGUCCAAGAAGUUUGGUGGACCUGGAGCCCGUGCUCGCUACCAGAAGUCUUACCGUUAA